Messenger RNA from Schistocerca serialis cubense, 2315 nucleotides. RefSeq lists its product as uncharacterized. Gene Ontology annotation, molecular function: sequence-specific DNA binding. The record is from RefSeq and is a predicted model, not a curated record. The transcript has 15 exons. Lineage: Eukaryota; Metazoa; Arthropoda; Insecta; Orthoptera; Acrididae. The coding region runs from base 596 to 1417 and encodes 273 amino acids.
UAGCCCAAGUUGGACAGCAGAAAGACACCAGCUUGUAGCUAAAGGACCUAAUGAGAAAGUCUCUCACUGUGGAAGUCCUGUGGUGCCAAGUUGUUUUGCAGAAUUUGAAUUUGGGGAUAAGGUGAUAGAGCUGUUUGGUCUCGAUAAUGUAUCGGCUGAUGCAAAUAGUCUCAAGAUUUCGACACGCCAGAAUGAUCAAGAUUCAGCACAGAUAAUAAUCAAAGAGGAAACUGAAUUUGGGGAUAAGGUGAUAGAGCUUUUGGGUCUGACAAGUGUAUCAGCCGAUACAAAUGGUGCCAAGGUUUCUACGUUUCAGAAUGAUCAUGAAUCAGCACAGAUAAUAAUCAAAGAGGAAAUUGAUUGUGACACUGACAACGGUUCUGUCAACGACUUGGAUUCUCCGCAUUUUGCAGAUGAGGACAACAGUGUUUCCGCCGCCUGCAAAUCCAAAGUCACGAGAGGGAGAGACGGGCUCCGCAGUUGCACCAGCCGGUUGCCGCGGGCUCGCCAAUCCGCUGGCCCUCCGCCGUCUCGGAGUCCGUCCUGCAGCCAGUAUCACUGUGCAGUGUUUCGAUGUGUUACCAAUGCCCGCAAGAUGCCAGGUGUCGUGUGUCACUCCUUCCCCAAAGACGAACACUUGCGGCGCGAGUGGAUUGCGAGGUGCAGGCGGCCCGACGUAAUCAACGUGAGAACUGCGCGGGUGUGUUCUGUACAUUUUCAGCCAGAGGACUACGUACGAGAUUUGAGAAACGAACUUCUCGGAUUACCCUUGAGAAAGAAAUUAGUACCCACAGCAGUACCCAGUCUGAACAUUCCGAGGUGGGACGAAGGUGAAAUUAUGGAAUGCAGGGAUAUGAGCAAAAAGGUGUGUGAACAGCAUUUUCACCCUCAUGAAAUUAUAACAUCAUCUCAAGAUAUCAGAAGAAAUGGAGACGUUCCUCGCACACUUGCAAGACCAAGUUUGCUUUCAACAGCAGUUCCUUCUGUUUUUCCAAACUGCCCUCACUAUUUGAGCAAACCUUCAAGUUACAGAAUUGGCCCUGAGAGAGGAGGACGCAGAAGAAAGAAGCUACGUCGCUGUGAUUACGAUGACAGUGACAACAACAACGUGGAUGCUGUUGUACACAAAAUACCAGUGAACCAUCAGGAUGUGAUCGUAAAAGACGAAAUAAUUGUAAAGAGAGAAGUCGAGUCUGAUUCUGAAGAUGUGGUGGACACAGGUAGACAACAGGAUUUUGAAUACUUGUCAGUCAGGGAGGAACCAUUAGAAGACCCUGACGAAUCCACGUUGUCAGCAAAUGAAGAGUCAUGUGAACAAGUGGGUCAUGAUCAGGAACUGCCAGUUAUCAUCAAAGAAGAAAUUGACUGUGAUGAUUACACCGAUCCACUCAGCUUUUCAGAAGAGACCUGCUGGUAGUAGUGACUGUAGCAUGGCAGACAGAUUGAGCAAGGCAGAAGAGACAGGUCAACACGAGGCCCUGGAGCUACACGAAGAAGACAACUCGCAAAAGCCCGGGAGCUACGUGAGGAAUACGUUUCGCCACUGACGUGGAGACGGGUAGCGGUAACAGCUCGGAGAAUGACGUGUGCUGUUGUCGAGUGCUGCACCGGAAUCUCGUGAGUCAGAAGAGUACGAAACUCGGACAAUACCUCGCGAAGACGGAAGAAGUAUUCGUAAUGUGUACCGAGCACGUGUCCGAGUGUCCUCAAACCCUACACUGCCGCCGUUGUAAUCGGGCACGUACAGUCUCGCACACCUGUGGGGUGACGUGCCAAUUGUCAUUUGUAUUGUGAGAAAGCAAAUGUGCAGCUGCUAACAGCGGCGUGCUGGGAGUGUGAGGCCUCGCCCGCUCGUGCGAGGUGUCUGGCGUGGCGUUUAGAUUGCCUUACGUCAUAUGAUUCCGGGUGUAUACAUUGUACUUAGUUGAGAGAGCUUUUUUGUUUCUAUUUUCGGGGAAGACUUUAGAAAAACCUCUGUAAGACUCCACACACGGUGUGUGUAACUGAACAUUUGUUGUGAUAUGUAACUCACAGUCUCAUUGGCACAGUAACAUUCAUUAGAGACCAGUUUUCAAUGUUGAGCCUCCAGUUUUGAGUUUGCUGCUACAGAAUAAAAGCAGAGGUUAAUGGUGCCAACUUGUGAGUAAUUAAAUUUUACUGUGCAAUUAGCACUGUGAAUUGCAUGCUGUACUGUGAACACGUGGCGUUGCCCUGUGCAGUCGUGGCAAAUAUUAGCAGACUGUUGGUUGCAACAAGUUAAGUGAUGUCAUAGAAAUCUUCACAUAGAAAAGGGGCGUGAUACUUGUGUGUAUUGU